Messenger RNA from Rhopilema esculentum, 3257 nucleotides. Its product is annotated as RNA demethylase ALKBH5. Gene Ontology annotation, molecular function: oxidative RNA demethylase activity. The record is from RefSeq and is a predicted model, not a curated record. Gene Ontology annotation, cellular component: nucleus. NCBI's taxonomy places the organism in Eukaryota, Metazoa, Cnidaria, Scyphozoa, Rhizostomeae, Rhizostomatidae. Gene Ontology annotation, biological process: mRNA processing; mRNA export from nucleus.
UUGAGAUAUGCUGCCACUUGUCCAUCGUGGUCACUCAGGGACAGGUUUCUGCAUGAUACAUAAACAUAGGUCAUGGAAAGUGACAAGUGCUCAAUUAUUGGCGUGAAAGAUCUUAGAGAGAAACUCAGAGAAAGUUCAAGAAAGACUGUAAUAAGAGAGAGGCGGCGUGAUAGCAGCAGCAGUGAUGGUACCUCGUCAGAACACGAGUUGUCCAGGAGCCGCACCAAGGAUGGCCUAAAGCACGGCCUAGGUCGUCUAAGUUAUGGCCAAGGCUAUUCCGAUACGGACAGUGAUGACGAUAGAAUUUCUGAAAGAAGGCAAAUUUUAUCUGGAAUUCAGCAACAUCGGUUUUUUAAGAAGCAAGAAAUUGCUGUUAUAGAGGAUAAAAUCAAUGAAAUUGUUGAAAAAGCAAAUAGAGGACAUUUCAAAACACGCACUGUAGACCGGGCACCUCUGCGCGUCAAGUACUUUUUCGGUGAAGGAUAUACAUAUGGAAAACAAAUGGAGGAGCGAGGCCCUGGUCAAGAAAAGCUCUUUCCGAAAGGAGAAAUUGAUGAUAUACCAAUCUGGAUUCAAAAGCUCGUUAUAAGACCGUUGGUAAAAGCAGGGAUUGUUGAGAAGGACUUCGUUGAUAGUGUUGUCAUAAAUGAUUAUCAACCCGGAGGCUGUAUUGUCUCGCAUGUCGACCCUCUGCAUAUUUUUGAACGGCCAAUCAUCUCUGUUUCCUUCUUCAGCAGCGGUGUCUUGUCAUUUGGUUGCAAAUUCUCAUUCAAUCCCAUUCGUACUUCAAAGCCAAUUGCUUCUGCACCUCUGGAUAUCGGUUGUGUCACACUGCUAAGUGGAUAUGCAGCAGACAAUGUGACACACUGUAUCAGGCCACAAGAUACAGUAAGCAGAAGAGCUGUCAUCAUUUUACGAAGAGUGAAAAGGGAUGCUCCAAGGCUAACAUACACUCCAGAACUGCAGAAAGGCAAAAGGCAGCGCUUUGUACAAAAAGAAAACAGAGAGUCUAAGCCAAAAAAAAGAAGUAAAAUGCCAUACUUUGAACACGAUGACAGGGGUGAGAGUAGUGAGGAAGAAUUUAAACCAAAAAGAAGUCGCAGAUCAAGGAGUUAAAAAGCCCAGAUGAAUCAAAAAAUUAUGUCAAACUGUUUGUUGUGAAGUAUCAUUCAAAAUGGUUUCGAGUGGUUAAAUUUUCUAAUUAGUAUAUCAUUCUGUAUAUACCAAUCACAGUGUUUAAAAAUCUGUUCAGAAUUCUAUAAUACUUGUUUUUUUCAAUUCAGUUUAGUGUUCAUAUUUCUGUAUAUGGAGGAAUUUGAUUACCUCCCUUAUUCUUAGAGAAUUUGAAAUUGGGAAAUUGUUGUUAGAGCAUCAAAUCAUCCCAGUGUUACUGCAACAACACACAUUAAACUAGUAAAGGUCCCACACUAUCACAUACACAGAAAGCUUUGAAUUUGAAACCAGAAACUCUAGGCAGGAGAUUUAUUUGAAGCUAAGAAAAUUAGAAAAACCAUUACAAUAAAGUUUUGAAGUAUUUAAGGAGAUAACAGAAAUCUUUCCCUUUGAUGUUCCUUUUAUUACAACAAAUUUUUGAAAAGUUUUCAAGCAGCUCAAACAAUCUCUGCAUUCUUAUAUUCCUUCCAGGUUACAAAAAUUAAACCCCCUUAAUUUUUAACAUGAAGGAGAGCAUGUUAAAAGCAUGUUAACUUUGAAAUAAAUCUCCAAAAUGUUAAUCAAGAGCCUAUGAACCAAAUCGGUUUAGAAUGUUAUUUUAAAGCAGAUUAGGCGAUAAGCAUAUCUGUGAACAUGUUUCAACUUAAGUAGUUUCAUUGUGACUGUAUAUGGGUUUUUAGUUGAUAUCAAAUUGUUUUCAUUGACAAUUAUACAGUGCUACUUAAUAUUAUGAGAACUCUUUCAAAAAAUAGUCUCCUGCCUUUUCCUUGAGACAGAAACAUAAAGCUUUAAAUCAGUGAUGAGCAACCACCCAUCUGUGGCCCUUGGAAUUUUCACAGGAACUUCCUGAAGUUUUCUCAAAGAUAAAGUUUUAAAUAAGAAACUACACAUUUAACCAAACAAUGAGCUAAUAGUAGCAGCUCUGUGCCUUUCUACCAUGGACAGAUGCAGCACUAGAGGGCAUACUAAUGCUGAAUCUUUCGAACAGUUUUUCAAGACUUCAUUGCUUAGAAAAAGAAAGAUGUGUUGACAGCACUUCCAACCUAAAAUUUCUAAUCCAAAGCCGAUUUUCUUCCUAACUGUGAUAUCUUAGAUAUGCAGGUUCUAAUAACUUUUAUUGAAAGACAGUCAAGAAAAGUUCAUCUAUCGCUAGCACAGGAUAGAGCAAUACAAGCCCUAAGUAAUACACAAAAUUUAUAGAUCAUUUUUAACAUACUUCAUUGAAAAAUGAGAAAUACACAUAUAACAUUCAAAAGUUCUUCAUAACCAUCAUGCACACUUGGUUGACAUCUGCACUUGGGAGACAAUUACUCCAUACUUUCAAUGAUAUUUUCUGUGUCUUGCAUGUUCUGUAAGAAAAUAAAAUUUUAAUCACCAACAGCUAAUACAAUGGUUAGGAUGAAACAAUUGUUGUGCUCCUCAGACACAAGCAAGUUUUGGAUCAGGGACAUUUUGCAAUGCUGUUGAGUAUGGCAGUUAACAGAUAGCAAAAGCAUCAAAACAAAUUUGCCAACAAUUGACAAAAUUAAUCAACAAAAAUGUUAAAAUCUGUGUUUAAACUGACCAUUUAGCAAAUUUUGCUUGUGCUUUUAAGCCUUAAAUUGAGGUAAUGUGGAGCCAAAGGCCCUUUAAUUUCACAUAAAAUGUCACUGUUUCAUUACGAAUGUCGAGGAACAAAGAAGGACGCCAUACUUUUUAUCCAGACAAAAAGUAGUAUGUAGAAAAUAAUGCGAACAGUUUCUCACUGUUUAGCCCAACAUAUCAUCUAUGUUUAGUUCGCACCACGCUUUUUGUUUUUAAUGAGAGGAACAUUUUGAAUUGUUGUAAAUAAAUUUUUGUCAACAAGUCUCAGCGAAACUUGAAAUGACUAUGAAAAAGAACGUAAACCAUAGGACAUACUUUUCAAAUGUGGGUACUCUAUGUAAUAAUUCAACGCAAUGCAGAGACCAACUGCGUGCCAAAACGGAGUCAUUCGUGCGUUCUUGCAAUGAAUAUACUUCGCUUGAUAUCUAGUUACUGAUCUUGAAAUCGCAUCAACGGCAUUUGACAAAGAUCCAUUUUUGGCAAUAUAUGAGCCAAUGUUU